CCCCCCCCCCCCCACAUCGGCGCAUCCCCCGUCCCCCCCGCUCCGCAAGCGAGCCCGAGGCGAGGCGAGGUGGGGAUACGGGCCGGCCCUGUCGCCCCCACUUCCACCUCCACCUCCACCUCCACUCCCCCCAAACCGCCGCCGCCGCCUCCUCCUUAUCACCCCGCCGCACACGCCCCGGCUCCUCCCUCUCCCUCUAGCUGGCACGAAUCGUCCAUCCAGCCUCACAAAUCGAGCUUCCCUCCCGACAGCGUGCUGGGUCGUUUCAAUGGCGUCUCGGGCGCGCCUGCCGGGCUCGCCGGCCUCGAUCGCCGUCCUCAUCCUCUCCUUCUUCCAAGGGUCGGUGUGCGGCAUCACGUUCACCUUCACCAACCGCUGCGGCGACACGGUGUGGCCGGGCCUGCUGUCGGGCUCGGGGACGCCGCCGCUGGAGACGACCGGGUUCGCGCUGUCUCCAGGGCAGUCGCGGUCGCUGUACGCGCCGCAGGGGUGGUCGGGCCGCUUCUGGGGCCGGUCCGGGUGCGCCUUCGACGGCUCCGGGAAGGGCUCGUGCGCCACGGGCGACUGCGGGUCCGGCGAGGUCGAGUGCCGGGGCGCCGGGGCGUCGCCGCCCGCCACGCUCGCCGAGUUCACGCUCGACGGCGCGGGGGGCAAGGACUUCUACGACGUCAGCCUCGUCGAUGGGUACAACCUGCCCAUGCUCGUGCAGGCCGCCGCGCCCGACUGCCCCGACACGGGGUGCCUCGUCGACCUCAACGAGCGCUGCCCGGAUGAGCUCCGCGCCGACGACGGCCGCGCCUGUCGUAGCGCGUGCGAGGCGUUCGGAAGCCCCGAGUACUGCUGCAACGGCGCCUAUGGCAACCCCAACACCUGCCACCCGUCGCAGUACUCGCAGCUCUUCAAGUCGGCGUGCCCCAAAUCCUACAGCUACGCCUACGACGACGCCACAUCCACCUUCACCUGCAACCACACCGAUUACACCAUCACCUUCUGCCCCAAAUCAACUCCGACCAGCGACAAAUCCAAACAUUCGUCGCGGAGGCCAAGCCACGAGCAACUGGAAGAUUCAGUGUGGCUUGCAUCCUUGAAGGCAAGUGAUGCCAGUGCUCAGACAAUAACGUCAUGGUGGUCGGCGUCCAUUGUGCUGCGGUCUGCCUUGGCAAUCGCAGUGACCUUGCUUGUUGCACAACUUGCACCGGGUCAUCCUAUGGUCAGCUUGCUAUGAUUCGGCAAGUUGCACGGUUCUUGAUCCAUAGGUUCAGACCGGAAGAGGAUUAGAGCAGUAGUAGUGAUCAGCAAUGGGUUGAGAAUAUUCUGUAGGCUUUUUGUUUGUGGAUAGGCGCUAGAAAAGGAAUGAUGUGUUACAAGUUGGCAAUCGGAAUUCCAUGAAUGCAUUGCAUAAGCUCGUUCAUUGCCUUUCACAAACAUUGCUCUUUGCGUUA
Messenger RNA from Sorghum bicolor (sorghum), 1442 nucleotides. Its product is annotated as thaumatin-like protein 1. NCBI's taxonomy places the organism in Eukaryota, Viridiplantae, Streptophyta, Magnoliopsida, Poales, Poaceae. The transcript is spliced from 3 exons. The record is from RefSeq and is a predicted model, not a curated record. Gene Ontology annotation, biological process: defense response. Gene Ontology annotation, cellular component: extracellular region. The coding region runs from base 269 to 1225 and encodes 318 amino acids.